GAGAGGGGUGGCGGAGCCGGGACCUCGCGUGAUUCUCGGAACCCGACGAGAAGCGGCGUCUGUGGCUAUGGCUGUAACUCUCGACAAAGACGCUUAUUAUCGACGAGUGAAGAGACUGUACAGCAAUUGGAGGAAAGGAGAAGAUGAGUAUGCCAAUGUUGAUGCCAUUGUUGUAUCAGUGGGUGUUGAUGAAGAAAUUGUUUAUGCCAAAUCAACUGCCUUACAGACAUGGCUCUUUGGUUAUGAACUAACUGAUACUAUCAUGGUAUUCUGUGAUGACAAAAUCAUCUUUAUGGCCAGCAAGAAAAAAGUGGAGUUCUUGAAACAGAUUGCCAACACUAAGGGCAAUGAGAAUGCUAAAGGAGCCCCUGCCAUCACACUACUCGUACGAGAAAAGAAUGAAAGUAACAAGGGCAGCUUUGACAAAAUGAUUGAAGCCAUUAAAGAAAGCAAGAAUGGCAAGAAGAUCGGAGUGUUCAGCAAAGACAAAUUUCCAGGAGAGUUCAUGAAGAGCUGGAAUGACUGCCUCAACAAAGAGGGCUUUGACAAAAUAGACAUCAGUGCAGUUGUGGCCUAUACCAUUGCUGUAAAGGAGGAUGGAGAGCUCAAUCUAAUGAAAAAAGCAGCUAGCAUCACCUCUGAGGUCUUCAACAAAUUCUUCAAGGAAAGAGUCAUGGAAAUAGUUGAUGCAGAUGAGAAAGUUCGACACAGCAAACUGGCUGAGUCUGUGGAAAAGGCCAUAGAAGAGAAAAAAUACCUAGCUGGGGCAGACCCUUCUACUGUGGAAAUGUGUUACCCUCCUAUCAUUCAGAGUGGUGGCAACUAUAACCUCAAGUUCAGUGUAGUGAGUGACAAGAAUCAUAUGCAUUUUGGGGCCAUUACCUGUGCCAUGGGUAUUCGCUUCAAAUCUUACUGCUCAAACCUUGUUUGCACUUUGAUGGUUGAUCCUUCGCAGGAGGUUCAAGAAAAUUACAACUUUUUGCUUCAGCUGCAAGAGGAGCUGCUAAAGGAACUAAGACAUGGUGUGAAGAUAUGUGAUGUAUAUAAUGCUGUCAUGGAUGUGGUUAAAAAGCAGAAGCCAGAGCUGCUGAACAAAAUUACCAAAAACCUAGGGUUUGGAAUGGGCAUUGAAUUCCGUGAAGGUUCUUUAGUAAUUAAUAGUAAAAAUCAGUACAAACUAAAGAAAGGGAUGGUUUUCAGCAUCAAUUUGGGAUUCUCAGAUUUGACUAACAAGGAAGGGAAGAAACCAGAAGAGAAAACCUAUGCCCUGUUCAUUGGAGACACAGUGCUUGUGGAUGAGGAUGGCCCAGCUACCGUUCUCACUUCUGUGAAGAAGAAAGUGAAGAACGUAGGGAUUUUUCUAAAGAAUGAGGAUGAGGAAGAAGAGGAAGAGGAGAAAGAUGAAGCUGAGGACCUGUUGGGAAGAGGUUCCAGAGCAGCUUUACUUACGGAAAGAACACGAAAUGAGAUGACUGCAGAAGAGAAGCGAAGAGCCCAUCAAAAAGAACUGGCAGCUCAACUCAAUGAGGAAGCAAAGAGGCGAUUAACUGAACAAAAAGGGGAACAGCAGAUUCAGAAAGCUCGUAAAUCUAAUGUGUCCUAUAAAAACCCAUCUUUGAUGCCUAAGGAACCACACAUUCGGGAAAUGAAGAUCUAUAUUGAUAAAAAAUACGAGACUGUAAUAAUGCCUGUGUUUGGCAUUGCGACACCUUUUCACAUUGCCACAAUCAAGAAUAUAAGUAUGUCUGUGGAAGGAGAUUAUACUUACUUGCAAAUCAACUUCUAUUGCCCAGGCAGUGCUCUGGGCAGGAAUGAGGGCAACAUCUUUCCCAACCCAGAAGCCACUUUUGUCAAGGAAAUUACAUACCGAGCUUCAAAUAUGAAGGCACCUGGAGAACAGACAGUUCCAGCCUUGAACCUUCAGAAUGCUUUCCGAAUUAUAAAAGAAGUGCAGAAGCGUUAUAAGACUCGAGAAGCUGAAGAGAAAGAGAAGGAGGGCAUUGUGAAACAAGAUUCACUGGUGAUCAAUCUAAACCGGAGUAAUCCCAAACUGAAAGAUCUGUACAUUCACCCAAACAUUGCCCAAAAGAGGAUGCAAGGCUCACUGGAGGCCCAUGUCAAUGGUUUUCGCUUCACGUCUGUCCGAGGAGACAAAGUGGAUAUUUUGUACAAUAACAUUAAGCAUGCUUUGUUCCAGCCAUGUGAUGGGGAAAUGAUUAUUGUCUUGCACUUUCACCUCAAGAAUACCAUCAUGUUUGGGAAGAAGCGGCACACAGAUGUGCAGUUCUACACAGAAGUCGGGGAGAUCACCACAGACUUGGGGAAACAUCAGCAUAUGCAUGACCGAGAUGACCUCUAUGCUGAGCAGAUGGAAAGAGAAAUGAGGCACAAACUGAAAACAGCCUUUAAAAAUUUCAUUGAAAAAGUAGAGGCUCUAACAAAGGAGGAACUGGAAUUUGAAGUGCCUUUUAGGGACUUGGGAUUUAAUGGUGCUCCCUAUAGGAGUACCUGCCUCCUUCAGCCUACUAGUAGUGCGCUGGUAAAUGCUACAGAAUGGCCACCUUUUGUGGUGACGUUGGAUGAAGUGGAGCUGAUUCACUUUGAGUGAGUCCAGUUUCACCUGAAGAACUUUGACAUGGUGAUCGUCUACAAGGACUACAGCAAGAAAGUGACAAUGAUCAAUGCGAUUCCUGUUGCCUCUCUUGACCCCAUCAAGGAAUGGUUAAAUUCCUGUGACCUAAAAUACACAGAAGGAGUACAGUCCCUCAACUGGACUAAAAUUAUGAAGACCAUUGUUGAUGACCCUGAGGGCUUCUUUGAACAAGGUGGCUGGUCUUUCCUGGAACCUGAGGGUGAGGGGAGUGAUGCUGAGGAAGGGGAUUCCGAGUCUGAAAUCGAAGAUGAGACUUUUAAUCCUUCAGAGGAAGACUAUGAAGAAGAGGAGGAGGACAGUGAUGAAGAUUAUUCAUCAGAAGCUGAAGAAUCAGAUUAUUCCAAGGAAUCAUUGGGCAGUGAAGAAGAGAGUGGAAAGGAUUGGGACGAACUGGAGGAAGAAGCCCGAAAAGCCGACCGUGAAAGCCGCUAUGAGGAAGAAGAAGAACAGAGUCGAAGUAUGAGCCGGAAGAGGAAGGCAUCUGUGCACAGUUCAGGCCGAGGCUCUAACCGAGGUUCCAGACACAGCUCUGCGCCUCCCAAGAAAAAGAGGAAGUAAUUUCAGAACUUUGGCCCUCAGCUCCAUUCUUCCUACAGCCAAUCCCUGAAAAUUUUACAUGACAUAGAAACUGUAUUUUUCCUUUUUUUUUUUUUCUUUUGAAGUUUUGCCAUUUGUGUAUGGGUUUAGGGGGCCAUUUGUGUGGACCAAGCUACUCGGGGAAUUCCAGGCCCACCAGGACACGUGCCAAUGGCCCCAUCCAGAUGGCAAGGGAGGAGGUGUUCUUGAAGAUGGGCAGAGGCUUCCGCUGUUAAUAAAUACCGUUUCAUUCC
This is a messenger RNA of Cervus elaphus (red deer), 3483 nucleotides long. Its product is annotated as FACT complex subunit SPT16-like. Lineage: Eukaryota; Metazoa; Chordata; Mammalia; Artiodactyla; Cervidae. The record is from RefSeq and is a predicted model, not a curated record. Gene Ontology annotation, molecular function: nucleosome binding. Gene Ontology annotation, biological process: positive regulation of transcription elongation by RNA polymerase II; transcription elongation by RNA polymerase II. Gene Ontology annotation, cellular component: FACT complex.